CUGCCUCCUCGUGGAGGCGCAGCGGCUACGUAAUCCGCGCGCGCGCGCUCCUUCUCCAUCAUCUCCGUCCGUCCGUGGCGUGGGAGGGAGGCGUCUGUCAAACCCGCGGAGCGUCAGCACGUCCUCUCCUCUCCUCUCCUUCCCUCUCCGGCUCCGUCGGUCCGUGUGGAGGACACUACGCUCGUCGCCUUCAGAGCAGCCGAAGUUUGGAGACGCUACUCGGGCAUCAGCCGGGGAUUUAGUCGCUCGCAUCCCGGAAGGUUCUUUUGAGGAGGAAGUUGGAUCAAACAGCCACGCGCGCGCCGAUCCGGAGCCAUCCACGCCGCCAUGGACGCGUUAAUGAAGGGUUUCACCAAAGCCAAGGACGGAGUCGUGGCAGCGGCGGAGAAAACCAAGCAGGGAGUGACUGGAGCGGCCGAGAUGACAAAGGAUGGGGUCAUGUAUGUCGGCACCAAAACAAAAGAUGGAGUUUCCACAGUUGCAGGUAAAACUGUGUCUGGAGUGUCUCAGGUAGGCGGAGCUGUGGUCACCGGGGUAACCGCCGUGGCCCAGAAAACUGUGGAGGGUGCCGGCAACAUCGCCGCCGCCACUGGAUUGGUCAAGAGGGAUCCGACUAAACAAAGUGACGACGCCUCAGCGGAACAGAAUGCAGCAGAGUCACCUGUUGAUACUGAUCCUGCUGAGGCUACAGAGGAAGACAGCGAUGACUGAUUGGCUCCGGAGCGCCUCAAUCAAAAAUCGAAGACCGAAACAUUCCAUGUCGCACUGCCAAGUCCCGUCGUGCCUCGCUUUGGGUCUGUCAUGGAGUCUGUGCGUGAAGUCUCUGUGUUUCUGCUGGUAUCGUUCCGUUUGUCUGUUGGUUGUAGCUGUUGUAGAGACUGGGAGAUGCUGCUUGUGGGCGUGUGGGGGUGUGUGUCUUCGUUUGUCUCUGUGUGCGAGUCUUUUGUCCCGAAAAGUGGGAAAAUCCGAUGGAAAAGGGGGGUUUGGAACAGCAGUGCAGGAUCAAAAAUGUUAUUUUGCUUUUUUUUAUUGAUUAAAUUUAGUUUCAAAAAUGCCCUCAAAUGCCCCUUUUAUCAAUUUGAUUCAGGUAAAUGAAAAGGCAUUUAAUGAUAUUUUUUUUCUACAAAAUCAGAACAAAUUUUGCUUUAGAUAUCUCAGAAAAAAUGUGGAUUAAAAGAAAUAAAAGUACACUGAACAGGAAAAGUCAGUUUUAUUCUAAGUUAUAGACAUAAAUAUUAAAUAGGUUUGAAAAGGUUCAAAAUCUUAGUAAUUUAUUGUUGUUUACUGGAAUGGAACAAACGAUAGCUAUUAUCUAUAAAGAAAUGAAUUUCCUUAUAACAAACAGCAGGGGGCGUGAUGCCAAAAUGCACUGAAAUUAUACACAAAAAGACAAACAACCAUUUAAAAAAAUGCAUUUGCAAGUUUAAGUUGGUUAAACUCAGCAGUAAUUCCCAGUUUAUAAUUUUCCCAUGAAAACAAGUUGUGAAAAACAAUACGAAGUAUCCCCGCAGCGAGCAGAAGAGCGCCCUAAAUUUACCCGUCUGUGUUGCGAAGCAGACCGGUGCUGCACUGUCAGGAAGUGGCAGGAACAGUUGCAAAAAAUCAACAAAACAAAACACAAAGUUGCGUUACUUUCAGGGAGUUCACACACACAAACACACAGAGUAUCAGCUCUUUCCUCCAUCUUGCCUUCUGUGCCUCGUGUCUCUUGACUGUGACAGGAUCUGAAACAGCUCACCAGCAGUUCAAAUUUAAAGCUGCGGCGCGUUGGGAAGUUGCGUACGGGGUUACAGCUGGGCCAACAAUUUGUUUGCAUAUGCACAAGGGAAGCUGAACAUGUGGCGAAACAUGUUUAUGAACCUGAACUUCAGCUGUGAUGAAGUGUCAAACGUUCGUGGGUUCAAUUCUUCCUGACCCUGUGGUUCCAGGUGGAAAUUUGCUUUAAAUUCAUCCCGUAUGCUAAGCAGAGAAAAGGAUGAACUUCACAGCUAAAGGGUUGUUGGUUUCUAAAUCUAGAAAACUUUAAAAAAAAGUAAAGAAAUUAAAAUAAACUGUGGAUGUAGCAUGCUAAUGUUUAUGCUAGCAUGCAUUUGUUUACAUGGCUGCUAGCUACAUCAAAAGAGUCGUAAUGCCACUUUAAAUUUUGUGAUAGAGCUAACAAAAUAAAGGUAUAAAUAUAUUUUUAUUUUUUAGUUGGAUACUAACAAUUAAAUAUAUAUAUAUAUAUUUAAAAAAAGGGGGGGUUGAGUUAGCUCUAAUUCAGAACUAUGGACCAAACGUAACUGUUUCCUUUCUGUUUUGUCGUUAGCUGAAGUUUAAGACUAUUUUUUGGCUUAAAUGGUACAUACACACCGGGUUUUUGGCACACGUUCAAGAACUCGCUAAAAAGGCAUUCAUGAACACGAUUUUAGCAUAUGGUGUUCACACUGCACUGUUGCUACCUGAUACUGUUUGGAAGAGGUGCGAAUUGUCAAAGCGGUUUAAAUCUUGCUCCGGGGAUUUUUCUUAGUAUUUUAAUUAUGAUUAAUUUAUCCUUUAUUAUCAAGUUUCAAACGGGUGGUAAGUCCAUCUUUUUAUAUAUAUAUAUAUACAUAUACUAUAAAGGACGUCAAACAUCAGUACCAAUUCCGAAUCCCUGAAUUUGUGCGUUUACAUACUUUUCAGUGAAAGUGAUUGCUUGAACGUGUGUUUCCGAGCCCGGUGUGAACAUAGCAUGAUGACUUUUUUAUUUUUUAAUUUUUGUUAUAAUGUCAAAAACAUAUGCAGACAAUAUCUAAACACAACAAUUACUUCACUCAAGUCCUGAUCAGAACAUAGUAACUGUAGAGUUUCAGAAGGCGAAACAGAGAAAGCUGAAGCGACAGCAAAGUGUGUCUCCGUGAAAAUAUAAAGAAAUACUUUAUAUAAAGAAGUAGAGAAGAAUAUAGUUUGUUCAGUGCUGCAAAAAACACUCAAAUAAGAUGAUUUACAAAGAGAAACUGUGUUUAGGCUGAAGUGAAAGAAAGUUUCAGGGAGUUUCCCCACAAAGAUAAUGAGACAACAUGUGUUUGUGUGUUUGUAUGUGUCUUUUGUCAACUACGUGGCUAUAACAGUAACCUAAUCAUGGAAAACACCACAAUCUACAAACACCUAAGUGUCUCUAUAUAAGUAAAGAGUUACAUGGCUUUUUUUUUUGGACACUCCGAUGUUCUCCGUUUUUUCUGCACAAUGUCUCUUCUUUUACGCGAUGGACUAUGACGUGCUAAGCUAUCUGUGAAUUCCUAUUGUAUUUUCUAGCAUGUAAUAUUUUAUUCAUGAAUUUAUUUGGACAUAAAUGUUGAAUAAAUUAUACAAAGUGUGA
Messenger RNA from Oryzias melastigma (Indian medaka), 3340 nucleotides. Its product is annotated as alpha-synuclein. The coding region runs from base 328 to 711 and encodes 127 amino acids. The record is from RefSeq and is a predicted model, not a curated record. The transcript has 6 exons. Gene Ontology annotation, biological process: chemical synaptic transmission; synapse organization; synaptic vesicle endocytosis. Gene Ontology annotation, cellular component: neuronal cell body; axon terminus; cytoplasm. Gene Ontology annotation, molecular function: cuprous ion binding. NCBI's taxonomy places the organism in Eukaryota, Metazoa, Chordata, Actinopteri, Beloniformes, Adrianichthyidae.